Solea solea (common sole) is the source of this 1344-nucleotide messenger RNA. It is a transcript of the gene hes6, whose product is annotated as hes family bHLH transcription factor 6. The record is from RefSeq and is a predicted model, not a curated record. Gene Ontology annotation, cellular component: nucleus. The transcript has 4 exons. Gene Ontology annotation, biological process: anterior/posterior pattern specification; regulation of neurogenesis; regulation of transcription by RNA polymerase II. Gene Ontology annotation, molecular function: DNA-binding transcription factor activity, RNA polymerase II-specific; RNA polymerase II cis-regulatory region sequence-specific DNA binding; protein dimerization activity. Bases 221 to 883 code for a protein of 220 amino acids. Lineage: Eukaryota; Metazoa; Chordata; Actinopteri; Pleuronectiformes; Soleidae.
UCACAUGUAAAUGAACCGUCGUUUAAACCUCGUACAUGCCCCCUCCUCGGCUCAGUGUGUGUGUGUGUGUGUGUGAGAGCCAUCUGUCUCCACCAACGAGUUGUAACGGCUCUCUGGAUUAAACACCACCAGUAACCACCACCACCCUCAGUCCAGUCCAGUCCUGUCCGGCAGCAGCCAGUGGGCUUUAGGCAGCAGCAGCAGUAGCUUCAACAACAACAUGGCCCCCACGCGUAACAACGCGCACGAAAUGGAUGUAAACGAGAAUAAUCACUACAGUGGGGCGAAUAAGACUGACAGAAAGAUGAGGAAACCUCUGGUGGAGAAGAAAAGAAGAGCUCGCAUCAAUGAAAGUUUACAAGAACUACGAGUUCUCAUCGCGGACGCAGACUUGCAAUCAAAGAUGGAGAAUGCAGAGGUCCUGGAGAUGACAGUCAAACGAGUGGAGAGCAUUCUGAAAAACCGGGAUCAAGAGGUGACUGCCGUGAACCGGGAGGCAUGUGAGCGCUUUGCAGCCGGCUACAUCCAGUGCAUGCACGACGUGCACACGUUUGUGUCCAGCUGCCCUGGGAUUGAUCCCACGGAAGCGGCGGAGCUGCUCAACCACCUCCUGGAAAGCAUGCCCUUGAACGACGAGGAGCGCCUGCGGGUGAUGUUGCCAGACGCCUUAGCGGACUAUCCCAGAAGCGACAGCUCUUGGUCCUUGUCUGAUAGCAUGUCCCCAGCCCCGUCCACCGUCUCCACCGAUGACCUCUGCUCUGACCUGGACGAGACUGACUCGGAGCAAAGCCACGUUUCUUCGUCAGAGGAGGCCGACGGCCAGGAUGUUCUCGCCUACUUGCCUUCUCUAACUUACUCCAAGUCCGUGUGGAGACCCUGGUAGACCAUCUGAAAAGAAGCUGUGUGUUUUAGACUCAAGUAGCCGAUUGAAUUGUUUGUGUUAGGAUGUUGUUUAGGCUUCGCUGCAGGACAAAAAAACUGAAAAUUGUUGUAAGGGAACAGGAAAAGCUCUUUUUAGAAUUAUCCAGGAUCUACAAUUACUAAACUAAAACGUAUUUAAUAAAUAAAGUAUGUCAUUAAUGUUGCAUUGGAGAAGAUGGGGUCUUCAUUUGGAAAUGUAUUGGCCCUUGUAUGGGCCUGCCUUCUGUGAAGGGGGUAAAUGCAUAUGUAAAUAUUUACUUGUUGAAUAUCAUUGGCUUGUAUAGGAGUUAGAUGUCCCACUAGGAUCGAAUUGUUAGCCGUGUGUAAAUUAUUUCUGAUGUAGUCGUGUUAAUUAUACAUGUGUAUUGGCCGCAUCCAGUUUCCUCAGGUUUAAACUUUUCAUUAAAUAUCACUUCGACAAAC